This is a messenger RNA of Macrosteles quadrilineatus (aster leafhopper), 6398 nucleotides long. It is a transcript of the gene Galphai, whose product is annotated as guanine nucleotide-binding protein G(i) subunit alpha. The record is from RefSeq and is a predicted model, not a curated record. Gene Ontology annotation, cellular component: heterotrimeric G-protein complex. The transcript is spliced from 6 exons. Gene Ontology annotation, molecular function: GTPase activity; G protein-coupled receptor binding; G-protein beta/gamma-subunit complex binding. Gene Ontology annotation, biological process: adenylate cyclase-modulating G protein-coupled receptor signaling pathway. Lineage: Eukaryota; Metazoa; Arthropoda; Insecta; Hemiptera; Cicadellidae. The coding region runs from base 120 to 1187 and encodes 355 amino acids.
UUGUGUUUUACCUACUGUAGUGUAGGCUAGGGCUAGAGUUAGUUAAGUUCGUAUUGUAGUAGGUUCUACAAAUCACAAUGUUAUUUGGUUGAAAAAAUUUCUUUACACCGUUGACUAAAAUGGGUUGUGCUAUAAGUUCCUCUGGCGAAAAAGAAGCUUCUGAGCGAUCAAAGAAAAUCGACAAAGAUUUACGUGCGGAUGGAGAAAGGGCGGCCCGAGAAGUGAAGCUCCUGCUAUUAGGGGCUGGAGAGUCUGGAAAAAGCACAAUUGUAAAACAGAUGAAAAUCAUACAUGAGACAGGAUACUCGAAAGAAGAAUGUGAGCAAUACAGGCCUGUUGUAUACAGCAAUACCAUUCAGAGUCUUAUGGCCAUCAUCAGGGCUAUGGGACAACUGAGGAUUGACUUUGCUGAUCCAAGUAAAGCUGAUGCUGCACGCCAGUUUUUUACCCUCGCAAGUGCUGCUGAGGAGGGGGAACUGACUCCAGAGCUGGUCAUGCUGAUGAAGAAGCUCUGGCAAGACCCUGGAGUGGAACUUUGCUUCUCUCGCUCCAGAGAAUAUCAACUCAAUGACUCUGCUGCCUACUAUCUGAAUGCCUUGGACAGAAUCGCACAGCCCAACUACAUUCCAACCCAACAAGAUGUGUUACGAACAAGAGUGAAAACCACAGGAAUUAUUGAAACCCACUUCACUUUUAAAGGUCUCCAUUUCAAAAUGUUCGAUGUAGGAGGUCAACGAUCAGAGAGAAAAAAAUGGAUCCAUUGUUUUGAAGGAGUCACUGCCAUCAUAUUCUGUGUAGCCCUCUCAGGUUAUGAUCUGGUGCUUGCCGAGGACGAGGAAAUGAACAGAAUGAUUGAAUCAAUGAAGCUGUUUGAUUCAAUAUGUAACAGUAAAUGGUUUGUCGAAACAUCAAUCAUUCUUUUCCUGAAUAAGAAGGACCUGUUUGAAGAGAAGAUAACCAAGAGUCCUUUGACCAUAUGUUUUCCUGAAUACACAGGUUCUAACACAUAUGAGGAAGCAGCCGCCUACAUCCAGAUGAAGUUUGAGAAUCUCAACAAGAGGAAAGAUCAAAAAGAGAUAUACACUCACUUCACAUGUGCCACUGACACCAAUAACAUACAAUUCGUCUUCGACGCUGUCACAGACGUCAUCAUAAAGAAUAAUCUUAAGGAUUGUGGAUUGUUUUAAGGAAACUAGAUCGCUUGCCAUCAACUGCAUUGCCAUUAGUUUUUAAGAUCUCAUCAAUGAACUCCAUUCCUUAUUAAGACUUUAUGAGCUAUUUUCACAAUCAGUCAAAACUAUUAAUUUGCCGUUAUCUUUGUAUUGAUGUUUUGUAUUACUUAUCAAAGCACUUUCUUAUUUCAGCAAAUUUUUCCAUAUAGGAAAUAAGCUAUUACCAUAGGUCUUAUGGUAUGACCUGGACCAGGGACCGAUUUAUUUUUUUGCUACGAGGUCCCCAGAGAGGCCAAAAACACCCUUAUAUUCAUAUUCAAAUUCAUAUAUUUAUGUGUCCGUUAUCAAGAUAACUCGAGCAAAAAAGAUCCAAUUUCGACGAAAUUUGGCACAAACAAGUAAACCUAAGUUUACUCGAACGAGUUUGCGAACCAGCAUGAUCAGACUUAAGGAACGGGGUUUUAUGGUGUAGAAUCAGUUUUUCCCAUUUUUACCCUAAAGUAAAAUCACAAAAUGUUGCAAUAUUUGUCGAUACUAUUUUGUAGCGCUAAAAAAAAUAAAUAAUCUAUUAUAUUGAAACUUUGUUUUAUACCUAAUGGUCUCGGAGAAAAUUUAAAAAGGUGUAAAAUAAGAAUUCCCAUAUUAUUUUUAUUAAGGAUAACUGUUGUAGUUUGCUAAGCUUGUUUAUGGAUAUAUUUUGAUCAAUUUUGUUUUGGUAAUUUUGUUUAUUUCAUACUAAGCUACCAACAUUUCAUUCAAAACGCAAGUACUCAAAAUUAAUGUUUUUUUUUUAUGGGAAAUAAAUCUGACAAGGGACCAUUUUAGUGGAAAUUUAGCCAGCUAAAUGGAAAUUGGCUUAGUCUGCAGGAUUGCUAUGGCAGUAUUGUAAUAGUAACUUAGAAAUUUGCUAAUAUAUGUAAACAUUUGUAAACCUAGGAAUAAGGUUUGUAACACAAGAUAAGCUUUAACUACAAAUCGUUCAAGUUUUAUUUAUUUUUACAACCAGAUAAAAAAAAACAAUUACUAGGCCUAUCAUGAUAUUUGAGCUAUACAUAGGUGGUGCUAGAUUUAAAAAAUCUUCUAUUUGUGCCUUUACUAAGCUACAACUACAUCCUUAUCAACUAAAGAAUUACUUAGGAACGUGGUUUUUAUAUUUUUAAAUUAUAAUAUAACUUAAGUCAAUCUGUAGUAUGUACAUAAUAGUUUUUCUCAACUGUAAAUAUAGAUUAAUUAAAAUCAAAACCAGAUUGCAAGAAAUAUACGUACUAACACACAUUUUGCUCAAGAGUGAGUGCCUUAUUAAGAUAAAUGUAUAUUAAUUGAAACUCAAAAAUUUAAAUUUUGAUAAGAAAUACUGUACUUUUUGUGAAGUAAAAUUAAUUAAUCUGUGUUUAAAUUAAACAAAUAAACACAAAGAAAGAAAGGAGAAACUGUGUAGAUAAAUUUGAUUUUUGUUGUCUUAUAUUGCUUCAUAUGCAGGUUAAAGUUAUAACCCUUAAAACUAGAAAUUACACAUUUUAGAAUCUUCUGUGAUUGGGACAGUAAUGCAGUUUUAGUGUGCUAGGGCUACAUUUUUAGAUAAAAGACCAAAACUCACCUUGUCGAAACAAGCUCAAACUCAACAGACAAGGCAGAGCCUAGGCUAGUGAUGAAUUGUAUUGUUAAACUGCACAAACUAUAAGCUAUCUUCACUUAAAUAAAGUUGUAUACAUUUAGUCGUUAGAUACAUGGUGGAAGUAAGUAAGGUGUGCUAUUCAGCCGGACGAGUCUGAGACCGUUUUGCUCAUCACGAUGUGACGUCACCUUGGGGGCAAACUGCCUCGCAAGCGUAUAUAACUCAGUGUGACGCCGCUUGAUUAACAUCAACAUUUUGAACAGUUAGAAUUGGGAAAAAAUUAUAAAACUUGACAUGGACAUUAAUUAUUAUAAGUGGACGAUGCGUGUUGUGAAAAAAUAUCUAGUAUAUGUACAAACUUAACCGUGAAAUCACUCUUUAUACUUGGCCUUUCUUAAAACUAAACAUGAAAAAGUUAGUCGGCUACCAAAUCACGUACUAUUUGGUUAGAAGCAUCUGACCAGCGGGAAAGUUUUAGAUAAAGAUUCAAAUUUAACUUUUUUUAACUAAAUACCAUUAGACGCUUAUUUCCUGGGAUACGCGUAGUUAUAUUAGCACAUGAUCAGAGCGGGCGCUGCGAGUCGAUUCAGUUGCCAUGUAUAAAUCACGCAUUACCAUCCAACCAAUAAUGUAGUUUUAUGAAUAUAGUAGUGGUGAUAUUUUUAUUCCUAUAUUUAUAUUUUUAUGUGUGAAAAUUGUAGUUCUGUUGACUUCAGGAUGUUUUUUUUUCAGUUUGAAUACAGAUUAUUUUGUAAUAGUUCCCAGAGAAGAUAUAAUUUGGUCUUAUCUGUCAAUAGGGUUAACGUUGCCAAAUAACAUUUAAAGUGUUGCAAAUCGUAUUGCAUAUAAUAUUUUAAAUAAUGAAUUCUCUUUAACGCAAAGAAAUGUAUAACAUAGUAUAUAAAAUAAAUACUCUGUUUAAAAUAAUUUGGUGAUUAAACAUUGUAUUUAUAAUCAGCAAGCAUUCAGUGAUUAAAAUAUCAAACUGUUUCACUCUUGUAAUACAAUAAUAAAAAAAAAACUGAUGUUUCAGUUUAACUUGACUGCUAGGAUCCUAUUUCACUGGGGUUGUUAUCUAUGUCGCAACUUUGGCUUGGAUGCAGGGGUGUGGGCAGGAGAUGGUCACGUGUUGUUUGUUUUGUUUUUGUCUCGGUGUUGACCGCGAGUUGCAGUAGAUAUAAGUUUUGCAAAGGGUAGGAACCUAUCAUCAAAAUCAAGCAAAUAAACAGAAAGCUAAGACAAUGUAAUUUUGCAAGUGGAAAAAAAGAAAAUUUCUGAUGAAACUUAAAAAAGCUUAGAAAAAUCCAGAGCUGAUGAAAUGUUUUACAUGUUUACUUUCAGGUCGUAAAUUUUGAUAUAAAAAUAUAAAAUGUAAUAAACUAUUUUAGUGUAAAACUUAUUAUAUUACAUCUGUCACAUGUUGAUAUUACAUAUUUGGUUGAAAAUGUAUAAUACAAAGUAUAUCCUUAUAACGUAUAGCCACAGUGUAUUGGAUAAUUAAUGCGUGGCCUUUUUAUCCAAUAAACGGCGGCCUCGGCUGAAAGCACGCUCCGUUGCCGCUUGAUAUCAUUCUUCGUAGCUAAAAAAGUAAUUCCUUUAUCGAAAUCUAAUCGAUACUACAGUUAAAUUAGAACCUUUCCCUAAAUCUUUCCGUCAGGUCUGACAAACCUGACCAAAUAAUACGUGAUUUGGUAGCCGACUAACUUUUUCGUGUUAGUAUGAAAAAGUUUAAGUUCAGUGGUUUAGUGGUUUUUAUUUGAAAUAAAUUAAUAACAUUUAAAUCAUCAUAAGCAUCUUAUGUUAAUAGUCUAUGACUAUGCAAAGUUUCAAAAAAUUUAUCGGUUCUAACUAUUUAAAAUUACGAUCAAUCAAUCAAUCAACCCCGCCCCGCACCACCAUCGCCCGGCCACGAUGCGCAGUAGCACAUCUGUCUUUACUUCCACCAUGAUUAGAUACUACUAAAAGGAUUGAUUAUGGUAACAGUAGUCUUCUAUGCAAGAGGAAUUUGGCUUGAUGUCCCCAACAUUUAAUGGGCUUGGAUUGCUCUCUCUUAAGAGAACAAAAUCCUCUGUCAUAUUAUGUUGUACUUCUGGAACAUUAUUGCUAAUGUCUUCCUUUGCUUCCUAGUAUAAGCACUUACAAAAAAGAUAUUUUGCCAAGUUUAAUGGCUUCAGCAUGACUCAUGGAUGUUAUAAAUGCUUAUGCAAAUAUUUAAAGAUGUUUAUUGCUGUGAUUUUAUUUGAUCUUAUUGUUGUGUGUAAAACUGUCGACUCCUGCACAUUCCCAACUUCAUAUUAAACAAACAAUUAUUAUGUGAUUUCUCCAACCAUAUUUUCCAACAAUUUUUUUUUUAUUAAGGCCAUUCUUUAGACAGCUAGGAUGUAUUUCAUUUUUGUGUCAUUUAGUAAUAACUUUGUCUGAUUAAAACAACUAUGUUUAUAUCAUCUUAAGUUUUCCUAUGAUUGAGAUUAAAGGCAGCAUUUAAUGUCUUAUAGUGGUAGUCAAAGAGGGAUGGACUCACUACAGUUUUUGUUUACUACACUUGCACUAAUUUAAGUAACAUUACCUAGUGCCUGUCUUCUACAAAAAAUCACAAUUUGUCCCUUUUAAGUCCUUUUUAAUAAGCCCUGAGAAUUUUUUUUAAUACACCCAAUACCUGAAGGUGUUUUUUUAGUUAUUAAACUAAUAAAAACAUUUGGAAGGGUAAAAGAACGAAAGGGUAGAUAGUUAAUUCAAAGAAGAUUAUUAUUAUUUUUGUUAUUCUUAAAGCUAACUUAAACACAACAUUAAUAUUUACACUACCUGUACUAAAAUAUGUAAAUUACGGAUUAUGUUGUCAAAUUCCAAUUUUUUGUGCACCACUUUUCCAGUGUGUAUUCAAAGCAUUCCUACCAUCACAUUUGUAUAAUUGUAUGAUAAGUUAAGCAUUAAAUGCCAACUGAUGUCUGGUAUGAGGCUUGUGAAAACAAGUAGAUGCAAGUAAACAUAAUUUUUCAUUUUUUGUAUUUUCACCUCUGUAUAAUCUUGUUUGUAGGCCUUAUCAUUAAUAGUUCUACAUACAAUUUUCUAUUGAUACAAUCAUAGAUAAAACAUACUCCCCCAAGUAGAUUUCUCAUCCUUAUGGAACAGCUGAAGACAAUUUUAUUGUUAGUUCUGUACGGUUAUGUAGAGGUCGUGUUUUGUAUACAAUUUGUUUCCCGUUAUUACAGUCAUUUAAAAUCUUGUUUGACCAUAUAAUACGAUCUAAUCUUAAACAAUAACUUGUCCCCUAGUUAUAUAACCAAACAGUAAAGCACAAAUCAAGAAAUUAACCCUAAAAUAAUAGAAACAAAAUUUCGUCGACACUAGCGCCCAGAUUCAUUGUACAUGAACUAGACACAAAAAACGUGCUUCAAAAUUUACAAUGGGAUGAGAAGUCUACUUGUGUUGGUUAGUCUAUGAUACAAUUUAGAGCAAUAUCUUAUUUAUAUUAUUUUCAAAUGGUAUUGUGUUGUGUCAAAGCGCUCUCUGGAUUACCUUUGAUAGUUCUAUUAUUUAGUUAUAACUUACCCAUAAAUUAAUAACUUAUGAAUUUUGUAAGAUAUUUUUACGAUUUUAUAAAUAAAAAAAUU